This is a messenger RNA of Drosophila takahashii, 1192 nucleotides long. RefSeq names its product fas-associated death domain protein (gene Fadd). Gene Ontology annotation, biological process: signal transduction. Gene Ontology annotation, molecular function: protein binding. NCBI's taxonomy places the organism in Eukaryota, Metazoa, Arthropoda, Insecta, Diptera, Drosophilidae. The record is from RefSeq and is a predicted model, not a curated record.
UUGGCCAUACGGUCCUACUGAAGCAAACAACUAAAAUUUUGGGCUUGGUUUGGCAACUUUGGAUCGCCGCAAGUACCGUCGCUUUUGGCCCGAAAACCCGGUAGAUUAGUCACGAUGACGGGAGGCACGCACUGGAGCUACGACAUCCUCAAGCAGAUGGCCAUCGAGGGCUGUUCGGGCGACGUGGAGUACCUGAAGCAGAUGUUCGCCGAUGAGAUCGGUUCCCAGCGAAGAUUGGAUUGCAUUAGCUCCGUGGAGGAUCUGAUCGACUGCCUGGAGCGGGCAGACGAGCUGGCCGAGGACAAUGUGGAGCCGCUGCGUCGGAUGUCCGGAAAUCAACCGAACCUCAUCGAGGCUCUCAAUAGCUACACUCCGCCGGAGAACUUCCGCCAUCCGCCGGUGAAUCUGUACCAGGAACUCCGGCUGGCCGAGGAGCUGCGUCAGCAACUGCGGAUUGCUCCGCUCCAGGCGGCUCAUCCCUCAUUUGCAGCGGUGCCUGUGGCGGCUGCAUCCACGCCCUCCGUCCAGAACUACACCACUCCGGCUGCCUUCACGGAUCGCAAGCGGGCGGCUGUGUUCAAGAAGAUCUCCGAGGAACUGGGCCGCUCCUGGCGCCGCCUGGGCCGAUCGGCUGGGAUCGGCGAGGGCGCCAUGGACAACAUCGAGGAGCGCCAUCCGCGCAACCUGGCCUCGCAGAUCCUGCAGCUGCUGCAGCUCAUCGAGGAGGACGACUGCCACGAUCCCAAGCACUUCCUCGUGCGCCUCUGUCGCGCCCUCGGUGAGAGCGGUCGCAACGAUCUGCGCAAGAAGGUGGAGCAGAUUAUGUCGCACUAGGUUAAGAUAUGUUUUAUUAUGUUUGCAAUUUAUAUGUUGGCUUGAUAAGGAAGGGUGAAUCCCCUGCCAUUUGUGAUAAGAUUUGCGACUGGAAGCCUAACAAAAAAGUGUAUCAAAAAGUGCCUUUGUUGCAAUUGUCUGCGGCUAAUAGUUAAUCAAAAUUCCUUAAAGAUAAAGGAGAUUGAUUGAUUGUACAACUUCAAGAAGCCAUUUGUAAUAAAAAUUGAUUUUAUCUAAUUUUUUAAUAAAUGUUCAUAAAACUCUAAAACUGGUUUCGCAGUUCAACCAAAUUUUACCCUGAAAAAAGGUGAUUCCUAUUAAACAAACAUACUGAUUACCUUAUGAUAAGAAGUUGUGA